CUGCCAAACGCGUUUGCUUGGACUACUGGAUAAGCGCCAGCUGUGGGUGCAGUUUGCCAGUGUCGGUAUGAAAUACGUGAAGUUUUGGGUGACUGAUGGGAAAGAGGGGACCGAAUCGAAGGCUUUUUUUUAAAGUGUCACGGCCCAUCCGAGACAUAUAGCGCGUGAUGGUUAUGUAUACGAAGAGCCCCGGGGUCCGCUUGCCGCCCGAACUCACGUGCGCCCCCUGGAGGCGGGUGACCAUGCCGUGCCCGAACUAGGAAGAGGAAACCGACGCAUAGAGGAGGAUACCUGCUUCCAUGUCAGCUUUGUGGACGUAUUUACCGACGAAAUAAAGCUAUCCGGCAGAUCGAAGGCAGAAUACACACUGCGGACAAGAGCGACGUCUGAGUAAACCCUAAAGCUUUUCUUAGGCGGACAUGGCAGACGGGGGGGAUUUAGACGGAGACGACGAUCCGCCUAAUAUCGGCAAUCCAGUGGUGACGGUUUCGGAUCUGUCCGGCACCUCGCCCGCAGGCCGUAAUUUGAAGGAGUGGCUGCAGGAGCAGUACUGUGACAAGCCGCUGGAGCAGUGUGAUGACAUGCGGCUGCACAACGCUGCCUAUGUGGGCGACCUGGACACGCUGCACAGCCUGCUGCAGGAGAACAGCUUUAAACGGCGCAUCAAUGAGAAGUCAGUUUGGUGCUGCGGCUGGCUCCCAUGCACCCCACUGCGCAUCGCUGCCACGGCAGGUCACAGCGACUGCGUGGCCUUCCUCAUCAGCCAGGGUGCUGAGGUGGACCUGGUUGACGUCAAGGGCCAGACUGCACUCUACGUGGCCGUAGUCAAUGGGCACCUGGACUGUGUGCGAAUCUUGCUGGAGGCAGGCGCGGACCCCAACGGCAGCCGGCACCACCGCAGCACGCCUGUUUACCACGCGUCACGGGUGGGCAGGGUGGACAUCCUCAAGGAGCUCAUCAGGUUUGAUGCAGACGUGGACGUGGACCACCAGCUGGGGCCGCGGCCCCUGUUCAGUGCGCGCACGCUGUCCUCGCUGGUGGUGUGCCCCCUGUACAUCAGCGCCACCUAUCAUCACCUGGGCUGCUUCCGUGUGCUGCUGCAGGCUGGUGCCGACCCCGACUACAACUACACAGGCCCGGUGUGCCGCGAGGCACUGCAGCGGGGCCUCGCUGCCUGCCUGCUGGACGCUGUGCUGCGACACGGUUGUGAGCCUGCCUUCGUUGAGCUGCUGUUGGAGCACGGCGCCAACCCCAACCUGGUGCCCUGGGACGAACAUCCUAACUUGGAACCUGUGGGGCGCGUCAGGCUCAGGGUGGAGCCUGAGGCAUUACGGCUUUACCAGGAGGCUCGCAGGAUCCCUCAGAGGCUGACCCAUCUCUGCCGCAUAUGUGUCCGCCAGGCACUCGGAAAAUGUCACCUGGGGGCCAUCCCGUCCCUCCCCCUGCCUGAUGCUAUCAAGCUCUUCCUGCUGCACGAGGAUCGCUGACCUCUGACUAUGGAGCGUGGAGGGGGGUGUUCUCUUUCAGGGGAGCCCCCCUGUUUUUCCACUCCCCCCCCCCCCUAGCCUUAUGGCUGUGAAGUUUGGCUUAAAGCACAGAAAUGGGUGGGACUUACCUUUGAAAAACGCACUUCCACACCUCCUAUGGACGGCAUGGGGGCUGCUGCACUGGGGACUGGACUGAGAGCAAAUGCAGUGGGGGCUUUGCCCCAUCACGACUUCCCAAUUGCAGAGAUGCCACCAUUUACGGGGCAUCAAGGGUGCUGUGCCCAUGCAGACUGUCAGACAUGCCAUCCAGUAGUGUGUUAGUGUCACUCGGGGCCUCGUGGCCAUCACUGGACUGGUGUGCCUGUCUGUCUUUUGGGGUUCUUGUGCUUUCUAAGCCCUAUCCCUUUGCUGUUGGUCACUGUACAGUGUUCAUGUAUGGUCUUUUUGUGGUGCCUUUUUACCUUGUGGACGUGGCUUAUUGGCAUCAGUCUGAGUCUUGACAAUCUCACCGCCUGCGUCUGUGUGAAGGUAAUAAACUUUCCCCUCCCUGGUCAUGCUGUGGUUCCAACCCAGCAUCAGAAAAUGUCAACCGGUGGGUGAGGCCUUGGUCAGGUGACCGCAUACCUGUCUGACUCUGUACCUUGCCUGUUGUUGUUUCUGCACAGCCCAACAUCCUUGGGAAAUAGGCAGCCAUAAAUAACAGAAAAGUCCAGAUUCCCAUGUAACUCAUAGUCAGCAUCUGUCCCUGGAUGAGGCUCUAUCUGUCAGCAUUAAAAACUUGUUUUCCUGCUUGUUGUCACACAGAAACCACAAAAAGCAGAGAGAGUUGGCAGUGUGGGAAUCUCCACAGACUACUGGUUUGUGGGGGUUGAUCCCGGCCCCAAACACUGGGCUCCUCCUCAUGGCUUCAUUUCCACUUCCUUGCAGCUGGGUGGAGUUCUUUGUCCCCUGUCCUGAAGGGUAGGUGUCAUGCAGUCAUGGUCGGGUAAUGGGAGGACAGGAUUUUCCGCAAUUUCUUCAUGUUUUUCAUUAAGUUAAUUUGGCCUCUGAUAUGCUGUUAGUUCACCAGUUCAGUCACAUAAUGAGGUAGCACCUGAUAUUAGUGGCUUUCUGCUUUUUCUUUUGUUUAGUCUCUAUCCUUGACAUGCACAUGGACUAGCAGGAAUUUCCAGAAUGUUUGUUUAAAAACAUUUUUCUUAUCAAUUUAAAUAGUGCAGAAACACUGCCUCUGAUUGCACACAAUAGCCAUGGAAACACAUCAAGUAUGUAUCUUUCAAAGGAAACUUAAUUUGACUUAUUUCUGUAAAUCACAUAAGCGUGAGAAGUGCAUUGUUUAGAGCCAGUGAGCGCCCUGGAGUGUCAAGAGCAUCUUCGGCAUGACAGAUUUAUGUUUCAGUGAAUUUUCUGUCUCAGCAGGAAUUUCUGAAACUUUGUGCUAAAAGUGUGUUAUAUGAAUAUAGAUUUUUACAGAUGGAUGUGGAAAUAGUAUUCUGAAAACUCAGUGAUGCAACAUUAACAUGGACGUGUGAUCUGAAUCAGUCUUGGUGUGACAUAGGCUUAUGAGAAAAACCCUUAUGAGAUUAUGAGUUUUUACAUGUUGGAUAAAAAGUCAGAUAUACAGUUAAUAUGUAUACAUUGUUGUGUGUUUAUAAUUCACAUUGUGAGAAUUUCUUAGAAAUCAUUGUAAAAUGUGGGUCAAAGUAAAAUUAUGUAUUGGAACAAAGA
This is a messenger RNA of Paramormyrops kingsleyae, 3212 nucleotides long. RefSeq names its product ankyrin repeat and SOCS box containing 1 (gene asb1). NCBI's taxonomy places the organism in Eukaryota, Metazoa, Chordata, Actinopteri, Osteoglossiformes, Mormyridae. The record is from RefSeq and is a predicted model, not a curated record. Gene Ontology annotation, cellular component: ubiquitin ligase complex. Gene Ontology annotation, molecular function: protein binding. Gene Ontology annotation, biological process: ubiquitin-dependent protein catabolic process; intracellular signal transduction; protein ubiquitination.